This is a messenger RNA of Molossus molossus (Pallas's mastiff bat), 1515 nucleotides long. It is a transcript of the gene BTBD16, whose product is annotated as BTB domain containing 16. NCBI's taxonomy places the organism in Eukaryota, Metazoa, Chordata, Mammalia, Chiroptera, Molossidae. The coding region runs from base 1 to 1515 and encodes 504 amino acids. The record is from RefSeq and is a predicted model, not a curated record. The transcript is spliced from 15 exons.
AUGUUGAACCAGAAGCCCCGAGCUCGCCUGGAACGCCAGACCGUUGGCUCCACCAACCGGUGGCGUUUCCCCAGAGAGCCCUUCUCCAGGGACCUGCUGGCCCUCUCCCAGAUGUGCAAGGCGAUGAGCUUAGACUUGGAUGACGCCACGCUGAAGGACCCAGACAGGUUACGCAUCCGGAAAAUUCAGAGGAGCUUCUCUGAGAGUUUGAGGAGCAUCCAGAGCCAAGACGCAGUAGUGACCCUCCAGUGCCUGGGCUUCGCGUGGGAGCUGCACCUGCCGCAGCUGUUUCAGUCCGAGACCUUGACCAGGCUGUACGUCACGGCGCUGGACGGGCGCACCGCGGACCCCGGGAAGGGCCUGGACAGGCUCCUGCCAGUGCCUUCCCCUCAGAAGAGCAGAGAAAGAGCCCCCAUGAAGACGAUGACCAUUUCCUUGAAGAUCAAUGACCCCCUGGUCACGAAAGUGGCCUUCGCCACGGCCCUGAAGAACCUCUACACGAGCCAGGUGGACUUGACCUUGGAUGACACGCUGGGGGUGCUGGCCUCCGCCCACGCUCUCCAGUUCAGCAGCCUGUUGCAAAGGUGCUCGGCCAUGAUGAUCACUGGGCUCACCUCAGGCAACGUGAACGACUUCUACCUGGCCGGCUGCAAGUACAAGACCGGGCCUCUGGCCGCGGCUGCCCAGAAGUGGCUGGAGAUGAACCUGGUCCCCGAGGUAGGGAGGCAGAUCCACCUCCAGAAAGUCCCAAAGGAGCUGCUCCUCAAAGUGCUGAGGUCCCCCAGGCUGUUUACUUUCAAUGAGUUUCAUCUUCUGAAAACACUGCUUUUGUGGGUCUACUUGCAACUGAACCACAGAAUUCGGACCAUGCCGACCUAUGAGACCAUGCUGACAUUUUUUAACAGCUUCCCCAAGAGGUGCUCCGUUCUAGAGCAGGACGAAGGACGCGGCUGGACGGCGCUCUUCCUCUGCCUGCGUCUGCACGGCGUCACCAAAGGCGAGGACCUGGACGUGUUGCGGCACAUUAACUUCUUCCCCGAGGCCUGGCUGUUCCAGGUGGAGGCCAGCCAUUACCACGCAGUGGAAAACGGGGGCGACAUGGUCCACGUGAGAGACUUCGCCAGCGAGGCUGUGAGAUUCGGGGUGCUCUUCGAUCAGGGAUAUACGACUUAUUCCGAGAUGAUCGCUGUGUAUGGAUUCUUCUUCGAGAUCAAGGGGAUCAGAAACAGUGCUACCUCCUACACUUUCUACAUGCAGAGAAUGAGGCCCACGGACGCGGGAUUCCCCUCCUCGCUGUGCCAGCGUGGCCUGGUGAGCCUGAGGGCGCAGCGCCUGGUCAGGUACGAGAUCCGAGCCGAGGCCCUGGUGGACAGCCAGUGGCAGGAGUUCCGGACCGGCCCCAUCACGCAGCAGUUCCGCUUCGGCCGGCCGGCCUGCAAAAGCCAAGUCUUGGAAGUCCAAACCGUGGGCAAACCCAUCUACGCGAGUUUCUCAUUCAUCUUCCCGGCAUCCUGA